CAUAUCAGAAGUUCGGCCGAGAAUCACAAUUCCCUUGACUGGGAAUCAUGUUCCGUUUGGUCUCAGUAUAGUGGUCCAAGAGAGGUACUGUCUCCGUUGAAAGCUUACUUGCAUUGUUCAUUGAACUUCCUGUUUCGUCCAUAAAAUCAAUCCCACCCCAUUCAAGCAUGGUUCAACGAUGGAGCAAAUCAUAUAGCACACACGAUAAUGGUGUAUGAACCUCGGAAUGUGACCAUCACAAGCCUCUUUCUUUUAUCCUCGUUGAUUGCAGGUAUCUAAAGAAAUUGUCUUGGAUGCACAUGCAUACAUCAAUUCCAUCGCCUAAUUUUAGUCAGUCAGUUUUUUAUAUUAUAAGCUCUCUCUUCCCAUCAAAUUACUCUAGAAGGACCUACUUUCUUAAAGAUUAGCUGCCAAAUUCUACUUGACUGGCUGCACACCCCUUGCGAUGUCGCUACUCAAGGUCAUCUUCUUGCUUGUCUCGUUGUCGCUGUUGGGGUUCGGGCAAGCUAAAUUACCUUCAUUCAUACAUAAGGCUCCACUCAUUCCUCCUUCUAGCGAGGAAACAACCGUGAAAAGAGAUUCGGUUCCUGCAGGAUAUGUUGCUGCUCCAUACUACCCCACGCCGAAAGGUGGUUGGGAUAGUUCCUGGGCGGCAUCCUAUGCAAAGGCACAAACCGUUGUGGCACAAAUGACUUUAGCUGAAAAGGUCAAUCUUACUACUGGAGUUGGAGAGCUAAUGUACAGAUGUGUUGGAAACACAGGCUCUGUACUAAGAUUCGGCAUUCCUAGUCUCUGUUUACAAGACUCGGCACUUGGCGUAGCUGCGACCGAUAACAAUACAGCUUUUCCCGCUGGUAUUACCACAGGUGCGACUUGGAGCAAAGCUUUAGCCUAUGAAAGGGGUCUUGCGCUAGGUGCAGAAGCACGAGGAAAGGGGGUUAACAUUAUUCUGGGUCCUACGGUUGGUACGUACAACAAGCAGUUAGCAAAUACCCAUUUUGAAGACACUCCUUGAGCUGAGAAUUCGCAACGUCCAAAUUUCUGACCAUCUUUAGCUCCGACUGGAAGAAAGCCACGUGGUGGUCGAAACUGGGAAGGAUUUGGCGCUGGUAAGAGCUGAGGAAAAUUCUGUCGUCGAAAUUUAAGACUAAGAUUAGUGAUUUUAGAUCCUGUGCUUCAAGCAGCGGGAGGCGCCCAAACAAUCAAUGGAAUUCAAGCGAAUGGUGUCAUCGCUACGAUCAAACACUUCAUUGGAAAUGAACAGGAAGCAUUCCGAAUGGAUAUCAUUCCCCAUGGUUUGAUGAAAGCCCUUAGCAGUAACAUCGAUGAUAGGUAUGCACAUUCCUCAAUGAUAUCUUACCCAAACUAAUUUGCAGAACUCUUCACGAGCUUUACAUGUGGCCCUUCGCGGAAGGUAUUAGAGCCGGCGUCGGAGCUGUUAUGACAAGUUAUAAUGAGGUGAGUAACUGUUUAUCACAAUUAUAUGAGUGGAUGAACGUUCGCAUGAUGUUUCGAGAUGAAUAUUAAAUCAAGUGAUCGUCUAAGUGAACCAUUAAUCGGUCAAUGAAUGAGACCUCUUUCAAUAGUGCAGUCCUUGAUUGACUCAUGGCACAACUCCAUAUUUAUCAUACCAUCUUAAUGAAGACCUCGAUAGCUUUUUACUGACAGAAGUAGGUCAAUGGGAGUGCGGCAAGUCAGAAUUCAUACCUAAUUAACAACCUGCUUAAAGACGAACUUGGGUUUCAAGGCCUGGUAAGGAUAUACAUCUCAGUAGUCCAAAUAAUUCUAACGACCUACAGGUUAUGUCAGAUUGGCUAUCACAAAUUGGCGGUGUAUCGUCUGCUCUAGCUGGUCUGGACAUGGCCAUGCCUGGGGAUGCACAAAUUCCUUUUCUUGGCGAAGCAUAUUGGGCGUAUGAGCUCUCAACUGCGAUUUUGAAUGGAACAGUUCCAGUUGAUCGACUGAAUGACAUGGUUACUCGAAUUGUGGCAACUUGGUUAGUGUUCAUUCCGGGUGGUGUCCCUUGGAGCACCUUCCGACUCCAGACGAUAGCCUUUGAGAUUUCAUGAGUAUCUGUCAUCUGGGCUUCUGGCUAAUAUUAAAUCUUAAAUAGGUACCAACUUGGACAGGACAAAAGCUACCCACAACCGAAUUUCUCUGCAAACACUUUAGACACUACGGGACCAUGUUACCCAGCAGCAUUAAUUUCUCCUACAUGCACAGUAAAUGAACAUGUAAAUGUCCAAGCCGAUCAUGCUGUCGUUUCUCGAAACAUCUCAAGAGAGGCAAUAACCCUAUUGAAGAAUGUCAACAAUACAUUACCACUCUCAACCUCGGCUACUUUGAAAGUUUUUGGUUCCGAUUCCGCAAAUAACCCUUCCGGGCCUAAUGCUUGCAAUCAGAGGGGCUGUGAUACUGGCGUUCUUGGUAUGGGAUGGGGUUCCGGUAUGUUCCACGCAUAAUUAAUAGUCUUCCAAUGUUGUGGUACACUAACUCAAGCUUAUAGGUACUGCUAACUACCCUUACCUUGAUGCGCCCAUCGAUGCAAUUAAGCGAAAAGCUGCCAAUGUUUAUAGCUCAACCAGUGAUAGCUUUCCAUCCGGUCUGACUGCGUCGCCUGGAGAUAUUGCCAUCGUAUUUAUCAACAGUGAUUCUGGAGAGAAUUCCAUAACCGUGGAAGGGAACGAUGGAGAUCGUUCAUCGUCAGGGUUGUAUGCAUGGCACAACGGUGAUGCACUUGUUGAGGCCGCUGCAGCAAAGUACUCCACCGUAGUGGUAGUUGUUCAUACAGUAGGACCAAUUCUUGUUGAGAACUGGAUAGACCUCCCUUCAGUAAAGGCGGUACUUUUUGCCCAUUUACCGGGUCAAGAAGCUGGGAAUUCACUGACGGACAUCCUUUUCGGCGAUUACUCGCCUAGUGGCCAUUUACCUUACUCAGUUCCUGUCAAAGAAAGCGAUUACCCAGCCUCCGUUGGCCUUGUUGGAUUCGCGCUUGGCCAGGUUCAGGAUACUUUUUCUGAAGGUUUAUAUAUUGAUUAUAGAUACCUCAACAAGCAUUCCAUCAGCCCUCGUUUUCCAUUCGGGUACGGACUUUCCUACACCACAUUCUCUAGAACGGUCACUCUCACAGCCGGUAAAGCACUUACAUCGCUUCCUCCGGCCCGUGCAGCGAAAGGUUCAACACCGACAUAUAGUACGGCCAUUCCUCCAGCUUCUGAAGUCGCAUGGCCAGCAGGUUUCAAUGCCGUAUCACGAUAUCUCUAUCCAUACCUCACAAAUCCCUCAAGUAUUACUCCAGGUACAUUUGUCUAUCCUACUGGCUAUACCAAUGUUUCCAAACCCGAUCCUCCAUCUGGUGGAUCACAGGGAGGAAAUUCCGCACUCUGGGAUACCAUGUUCACUUUUUCCGUCACAGUUACCAACACCGGUCUUGUGGCUGGUAAAUCGGUCGUCCAGCUUUACGUCCAAUAUCCCUCUGAUUCUCCUUAUGACACUCCCAUUAUUCAGCUUCGUGAUUUUGCUAAGACGGAUACAUUGGCACCGAAUGCAAAACAGGUCGUAUCGCUUACGGUUACCAGGAAGGAUAUCAGUGUUUGGGAUGUGAGAAAACAGAAUUGGGUUAUACCUGUUUCUACUAGUAAACCAUUCUUGUUUUGGGUGGGAGAUAGUUCGGGGAACUUGACGUUGGCUUGUGAGAGUAUUAGUGGGACAUGCAGUUCGGGUAGGACACCGCCUGUGGUUUAAAGGUUUCUUUUCUUCGAUGUGAAGGGCGACGAUAUAUUACACUUGAUCGCGAGGAUGCAUAUUCGGGUUGAUUUAGGGAAAAUGUAAUAUCUCUCUUGGUAAUUCAAAGGACGAAUACCAUAACUGAAUUAUACAUAUUUCAUUAUUCUCGACGUAAUGAAAGUCUCAAUUGCGUCUGUCUUCGUUAAAGAUAGCCCUCCUGGAUCAACAGUAGGUGCGGACACUAGUUAGUUCCUUCUUA
Messenger RNA from Sclerotinia trifoliorum, 3985 nucleotides. Lineage: Eukaryota; Fungi; Ascomycota; Leotiomycetes; Helotiales; Sclerotiniaceae. The record is from the annotation of a GenBank genome assembly.